Messenger RNA from Eriocheir sinensis (Chinese mitten crab), 3474 nucleotides. RefSeq lists its product as uncharacterized. Gene Ontology annotation, molecular function: nucleic acid binding; exonuclease activity. The transcript is spliced from 12 exons. The record is from RefSeq and is a predicted model, not a curated record. Gene Ontology annotation, cellular component: nucleus. The coding region runs from base 804 to 2963 and encodes 719 amino acids. NCBI's taxonomy places the organism in Eukaryota, Metazoa, Arthropoda, Malacostraca, Decapoda, Varunidae.
CAAUAGACUUAGAUCCCUUGUUAGUGAGUCUGUUACCAAUCAGCUUGCCUUGAGGUGUCAGGAUGGUAGUCCCUCCAGCAGUCACUAUGCCCAGGUAUCAAGUAUCUGCACCCACACUUAUGGUAGGCUUAGUGCAUCCUAUGAUCUGGUGGUGAUACGGCUGCAGAGGCUGGGCUAUAGAUAUUACUGGGAGGUCAGUGGGGCUGACCCUUUACCUUGCCGCUUGUGUGCCAGGCCAGGGGGUCACACGCUCAAACACUAUGUCCUGCAAUGUUCUGCUAUUAGUGCCUACCGCCCACAGGGCCACUGGGACCUGCCUGGGGUGGUGGGUGGUGGUGGUUCAUUAACAAUAAUGUUCUUUCAGCUGUGCUUAGUGAGUAUCCUGCAUUUGCCCCUUGAUUGUAGUCCAUAUGUACAGUCCCUUAUGUCUACUCCCCUGACUAAAUCAAGGCCUAUAUUUUUUUAGCACUUGUCCCCUACCAUUGUAUCUUUUUAGUUUCCUGGUGCUACUUACACAUGUAUCCUUAGUUGUAUAAUCACACUCUGUACUGCCUGGGGGUUGGGAUGGCAUGCUCCUCCCUUCUCCUUUGUUGUUUUACUUGCAACAAUGAACUAUCAAUCAAUCAAUCAAUCUGAGGACGUGAAGGCUCCGAGUCAAACCUGACCUGCAGACGAGACGAGGGGCCCGCGACCAAGGCCAAGACCGGAAAACAGGUGCAGCAAAACACGUUGACGUUGAGCCUUGCACGUGUCCCUGCUGGUUUGGGAGUCGGUGUGGGUCAAGUUAUUAUCAAGUUUUCAAGAUGUUUCCCUCCAAAAAUUCCAACAACACGAUGACGGCUGGCGAGGAGUACAGGGCCAAAAUGAAGGCAAUGUUUACCCAGACAAUGAAGAGUGAGCUGGAGAAGAGAGAGAAAUUAAAAGAAACACAGGCUGCUGCCAAUGAUCAUGGUCCCACUCACUCUAAAAGGGCUAAUUUUAUUCGUAAUCAAGAGGCGCAGAAAAAUGGAGCCUCACCGGGCGCAAAGAAGCGGCUGAGUGAGGAGGAAUAUGCUGAGAUUAAGAGAAGGAGAAAGGAAAAUGAUCUCUUAAGAAAGGAAUGGCCAAGAGUGUUUGUCAAUGAACAAGGUAAGAUGAGCAGCCUGAGUGUUGAGGGUGAGCGAGUCCCUCUCUUCAUGGGGGAUAUCCAGAGUCUCCUGCUUUUCUCACUUCUUGGCAACAAAUCCCUAGUGAUGCCCAGGUGGGCCAGAUGUAUAAAUGUUACCAAUGUCAAAAAUGUGGUAAUGGUUCACAUUGAAGGGGUGGGACUCAGUGAUGUCAGGCUAAAAACACCACCACCACCAGGAGAUAAUACUAACAAUGAAACAACGGACACCUGCAAAAUGGAAGCUACAGAAAACAAGGAAGGAAGUGGUAAUGUUGGUCAGAAUCCUGUGUGCAGUAGUGGUGGCAUCCCUGAGUGGAUGAAGAACUCUCUGCCCAGGACAAGCAGUGUGCUGCACCACAGCCUUGAGGUCGUGGCACCCUCCACUCAUGGGACGUGCCCUGUUGAGGAGCUACUGGAGCUGAAGACGGAGAAGAACACAAAGAGAGUAUUUGAGGAAGAAUUAGAGAAACAGGAAAAAGGCCAUGAACCAAACAAGAAAAUUAAGCCUAGUGCAUCGUUUUUUAGACGUCUCUCCAGUAUACCUCCCAAUCCCAGCGAUACGCUCCACUCCAAUGACAACUACAGCAGACUAAAGCUCCUGCUGAAGCCCGGAGACUUGGCAAAGAACUCCUUCCCCCUUCCUCUGUUGGGCUACCUUGGAAGCACUAACUCAGAGUUUGUGCUCACCUCGGAUAACUACAAGGAGGUAACAUCACAGUCUCCAAUGUUUGGUUUGGACUGUGAAAUGUGCUUGACCUCAAUCCAGAAGUUAGAGCUCACCAGGAUUUCAGUAGUGAAUGAAAAACAUGAGGUAGUCUAUCACACACUGGUGCUGCCGUACAACCCAAUAGUGAAUUUCUUGACCAAGUUCUCGGGCAUUACCCCCAAAAUGCUGUUCAAUGUCGUCAAGAGAUUGGAGGAUGUACAAGAGGACCUGCGGAGGCUGCUGCCGCCUGAUGCCAUCCUGGUGGGGCACUCCCUGGAUUCAGAUCUCACCGCUUUGAAGAUGAUGCACCCGUAUGUGAUUGACUCUUCACUGGCGUACAACCUCACUGGCAGACGCACUAAGCGUUCCUCACUCAAAAAUCUAACUGAAAUAUUCCUGAAUGAGAGGAUUCAGAUUCGUGGGGAGGGGGGCCACGACCCCACAGAGGAUGCCAUUGCCACACUGAAGCUCAUCCAGUGGAAGCUAAGAAAUGAUGAAGCUUAUGGCAACGUGAUGCUGGGUUGGAGGCCUCCUUCUGCUGCGCUUGAUGACUGGCAAGAGGUCAAGCCAGACAUUGAGGGGCAGCAGCAGCAGCCCAAAGAGGACUCUAAGCAAGGCACAGCAGACCAACAGCUCCAGCAGAAUGACAAUGUAUUAUCUGAGGAAUCUGCUGGACCAUUCAUCAGGAAGGACUUGUCUAUAUUCCAGCAUUUGCAGAAAAUGGAGUCUGUCAGCACUGCCAUCAUCACAACCUCCCAGUGCCUCAAGAGCUACCUUGGUGUGCUGGCGUCCCUCAACACCAUGCCCACCGUUGAGGCCCUCCCGGGGCACAAGCAAGUGUCUUGGCGGGCGACAGACUUUACUGCAAACACCAAACUUACCUACGUCCAUAUAGAGAUGGGCAAGAAGCUGCAGCAGUGCCAUAAUGAGGCCACAUGGCAGAAACAGUUGACCAAACUGGACAAGAGGAUGCAGAGGAUAUAUGAGUCUGCUCCCCCUAAAUCCAUCCACAUCUAUUUGUUCAGUGGGUCAUCCCUAAACGUGCCCCUCAGAGAGCGCUCCAAUGGUUUUGUCAUGGUAGGAAUCAAGGAUCUUCCCUUCAGGACAUAGCACAGUUGCUGCUGUAGUUUUGCAACCCAGGCAGUGAUCAUAAAGUGAGUAACAGAUUUUCACUUUGUACUGUGCCUUGUAAAUCAGAGACACUCGGUUAUGUAUCGUAAAGAAUAAGAAAGCUUUAAAAAAAAAAUGGAAAAUUGUUAUGAUACUUUUAGAAUAAUAAAAGUGUCAUUCCCACUGUAAUGAAUCCCCCUUCAAUGAUCCUCCUUUUUUCACACAGGCACUAGAAAAUAGAUUUAUUUCUAAUCCCCCAUGUCUUGUGGAGCUGUGACUUAUAAAUUGAAUGCUUAAUCAAACCAGUAUGUGUUCCCUAUGUCUCGGGGAGAAGCGGUCUACUGUAAUAUAGUAUUUAUAUUUUAUGGUUAUACAAAUAUGUAGCCUAUAAUCCUUUGUUUCUCUGAACAGAAACCCAGAAGUAUACAUAUUUUCUAAGUCAUUGUAUUAUAUUAAAUCACUAGUAAACAAUUUAUAUUGUUUAUAUUUUUAUAUAUAAAGUUGUUGUUUA